This is a messenger RNA of Arctia plantaginis, 603 nucleotides long. The record is from the annotation of a GenBank genome assembly. NCBI's taxonomy places the organism in Eukaryota, Metazoa, Arthropoda, Insecta, Lepidoptera, Erebidae.
AUGGUCAACUACAGACGGGUUUUGUCGCUCCUCAGCGUGUUAGUGGCGGUUGUAAACGCAGCGCCUACACCUGACUGCACGCAGAACCAUUACGAUCAAAGACAGAAUGGUUCAGAGAAUUACAGACUCAACAUCGAUGGCGUCGUCGUUGCUGUCGCACCUGCUGAGUCCCUGUUGUCUGCUUUUGGAGAUAUAGAUGACCUCAUGGACCUUCUGGCAAUAGAAGACUACAACGGAGAUUAUAAACCAAAACCACCUACGGAAUCGUCCUCGUCGUCGUGGACAUCUACGGAAAACGAGAAGCCGAAGCCGCAAGAGAAGCCUGUCGAAAAUAAGCCCGCAGAAGAGAAGCCCGCACAAGAAAAGCCCGCAGAAGAGAAGCCUUUGAAAGAAAAACCGCAAGAGAUAAAACCUGAGGAGCCAAAGCCGGAGGUCCCUGCCAAGCCCGCUGAACUUCCGCCUCUCAGUGAUGUCAGCUUGAAUGAAGACAUGAAGGUCCAGAAGAAAGAAGUUUCGACAAAAAAACAAGAAAAAGCUAAAAGACUGAAAAAUCGCCUAGCAGCCUUCUUGAUGCCACUCUUGAGGAAAACACGCCAUCAAUAA